CAAGCCAGAGGUCAAACCGAGGUCAGAGGUCAACCCGACUCCUGUUCACCCACCAGAGGCUGACCCAGUUGCCAGUGACGCCCCAGCCGGCAGCCCGCCCGCCUCUGAACCGCCAGCAAUAAACUCUGAUUCGGACCCUGCCGCCGCUUGCGCGCCUCAGAUCGAUUCAACCACUAACAGUGAUACUUCCAACAUGGCUGACGACGACAGCAAGUUCCUCUUCUUGGACAAUGACUUCCGUAACAGCGGGGUGGCGCAAGCUGAUUGGGCAGCCAAGAAGAUGGUGUGGAUACCGUCGGAGAGGGAGGGUUUCGAGGCGGCCAGCAUAAAGGAGGAAAAGGGUGAUGAGGUGCUGGUGCAGCUCUCCAACGGACAGAAAGUGACGAUCAACAAAGAUGACAUCCAGAAGAUGAACCCGCCGAAGUUCAGCAAAGUGGAGGACAUGGCCGCCCUCACCUUCCUCAAUGAGGCAUCUGUCCUCCAAAACCUGCGAGAGAGAUACUUCUCCAGUCUGAUCUAU
Plectropomus leopardus (leopard coralgrouper) is the source of this 520-nucleotide messenger RNA. NCBI's taxonomy places the organism in Eukaryota, Metazoa, Chordata, Actinopteri, Perciformes, Serranidae. The record is from RefSeq and is a predicted model, not a curated record.